This is a messenger RNA of Pieris napi, 1371 nucleotides long. Its product is annotated as GDP-D-glucose phosphorylase 1. Gene Ontology annotation, cellular component: cytoplasm. The transcript has 6 exons. Gene Ontology annotation, molecular function: GDP-D-glucose phosphorylase activity. Lineage: Eukaryota; Metazoa; Arthropoda; Insecta; Lepidoptera; Pieridae. The coding region runs from base 321 to 1277 and encodes 318 amino acids. Gene Ontology annotation, biological process: glucose metabolic process. The record is from RefSeq and is a predicted model, not a curated record.
AUCCAAGCAAAUGCAGCUUCAAGAAAAUAACCAUUGUAGUGUGAUGGGUGUCCGACAUGGCCGCUGAUACUUAGUUAACACUUAACCCCCGGGAAAAUAACCCGAAACCUCAUGACAUGCAAACAGCUAUCACUUGAUCAAGGAGACAUGAGUGAGAAACCCUGAAUAAAAAUCUAAAUAGAUAUUGUCUAUUCUGACUUUUGUAGUCUGUAAUUGUCUUUAAUACAUCUGUAGUUAAUCGUUAUAUUCUAUGGAUAUAUUUUAAUGUGUAACAGCAGGCAACUAUCAAUUAUUGUUUAUUUUGAGAUUAAAUAUUUAAAAUGUAUGAAUUUCAAUGUACAGAUGAUAUUUUUAGAGAAGAUCUCAUCCUUAUAGAAAAGCUAAAGGAGAAAUGGCAUGAAUUGCAUGUGAAUACGAGCAUUUUUAGAUACAAAUUAGGGACAUUAAAAAAAAAGCUAGCCGGAAAUUAUGUGCUACAGUUAAACCAUGAUCGAAGUGUAAAAAGAAGACAGCCUGAACAUAUGACAGAUAUUUGCCAGCCAUUUGAUGAAAAUAAAUUUAAUUUCUCAAAGGUAUCAAGUGAAGAAGUUCUCUACAAAUUUUGGAAUAAAGAUACUGCCACAAACAUACAUGCAAUUGUUGUCAAUGUUAGCCCUAUAAACUACUACCAUUCACUACUAUGUCCAUCUAUUUAUCAAAUGCUUCCACAAGUGGUCACACUGGAUAGUCUGAAGUUAGUUUUAUAUAUUCAUUCAUUGUCCCAGGAUCGUGACCUACGGAUUGCUUUUAACAGCUUAUGUGCAUUGGCUUCAGUGAAUCACUUACAUUAUCAUCUAGUAUUUGAAAAACAAAAAUUGCCUAUUGAAUAUGCUAACUGCAAACAUAUUAAAGGACCACUAUGGUUGAUGGAAAACUAUCCAAUACCAGGAUUUUGCUUUGAUGGCAAUGCCAAAAAUGCAGCGGAGGAUAUUUUUAAACUCAUCCAAUAUUUUUUGUCAAAUUCCAUCGCCCAUAAUAUAUUCAUAACUAAAGGCUGUUCUUUUAAUAACGGAGAUGAUAUAACAAGGGUGUUUGUUUGGGCGAGAAAAAGUACAACUGGUGCCAAGCAAUUGGCUGCAUUUAAUGUUGCUGCGUUGGAGUUUGGGGGAUAUUUUGCUGUGUAUUCUGAUGAAGAUUUUGAAAAGCUCGAAGUCCAGGAUUUAGACAGAGAACUAGCAAAAUGGAAAUUAGAUAAUUUUGACCAAUUAUGUAAAGAUGUUGAGAAAUUGUUUCUAUGAUUGUGAUGUUUUAGAAAUAUUAAAAAUGUAUUUAUUUGAUUUGCUUAUUUAAAUCAAUUGCCAGACAAAUCUUAUUAAAAACUUUGAAAAUUAA